AAAAAAAGACACGGCGGCUACAACUUUCUCCAGAGAUUUCCAUCGCACAACUCUCCAGCGACUUUCUCCAUAGAUUUCCAUCGCACACCUCUCUAGUCUCCAUCCGUCGGGACGCCGCAUCUCGCUUUCUCUCCCAGUUGCUUCGUCUCGCUUUCAUCCUCUCCAUGUCACUUGGGUUUCGUCGGCGUCAAGGACUCCACUUUCGCCCGACGACUUCGCCUUCUCUUGGCUUACUCACCGGCUGUGUCUCUUUGGUUAGAUGCGUUUUUCUCCUUUGUCUUUCGUCGUCCCUUUCGACUGGGUCGAUACCUGGUUCCAGAUCCGUUUGUCGAUCAUAUCGAGCCUCCUCUACUUGAGAUCCUCUUGCUUUUUGGGAUCCUGUUGCUUCAGUGCGUGGAGAUUGAGAUCUAAACGACAAGUAUUUUCUUUUGGUUAACUGGUUCGCAAGAAGUGUAGAUGGACAUCGGGUUCCGGAUUUGUGCUUCGAUCAUAUCCAGCUGCCAGCUUGGUCGUCGACACGUUUAUUUCCACAGUUGUGCUCCCAUUCUUGCUUCGUCGAUUGUUUCGUUUUGGUGCACAGCUGAUUUCGUUUGUGUCAAAUGGUAUGUAUGAAGUUCAAAUUUCGCCUUCUUCGAUUUAUGACAUGUAAAUUUGCUGCAUUUCGUUUGUCUAGCAUAAGGCUGUCUCAGGUCGGAGAUUUCCGGUUGUGCUCAUUGCAACCAAGACGAAGAAGACGACGACGAUCCGUCCACAACGGCUGUCUCCUCUGCGGGCGUAUUGACGCCACAACCCACUAUGGGUAUCUUGAGUUGGCCUUCAAGCAGAUGGCAGAGACCGCAGACGCCAGCAACGCACUCGACCACAGGCUUCACUACCUUCGGUUGACCGGCAAUGCAUGUGCGGCGAGGGCGCUGGUAUGGUGGGUAUGGGAGAACUCUAAUGCUCAUGCUGGUAUGGCCUCUUCCGUCGAACUUUCCUUGUUCUUGCCUCCUUCGGUGAACUUCCUCGAUUCUUGCCUCCUCCGGCAAACUUCCUGGACUCGCGGCUGAUGUUACCGCCACACACUGUCUCCUGUGCUUCUCCUCCAGCGAACAUCCACUGCUCGAACCACCAUGGCGCUCGGCUAUAGAGCGUCAUGACAGCAGCUCCCCAAGCGAUGCAAGCCGCCUGUUUGACGAAAUGUGUGAGAAGCAAAAUAGAGACAUCAAUGGUGUUUUCAUGUGUCUAAUACAUUUUAAAAAAAACAUAGCUAGAUAGCAUUUUCGACAGGAACAAAGGAUUCGUAAUGCGCUCGGCUACUGGGCGUCAUGACAGCAGCUCCCCAAGCGAUGCAAGCCGCCUGUUCGACGAAAUGUGUGAGAAGCAAAAUAGAGACAUCAACGGUGUUUUCAUGUGUCUAAUACAAAUUUAUUUUUUAAAACAUAGCCAGAUAACAUUUUCGACAGGAACAAAGGAUUCGUAAUGUAAUUUAUAUAAUGUAAUUAUUUUGAUUAAUCUAUGAUUCAAUUUCCAU
Zea mays is the source of this 1513-nucleotide messenger RNA. RefSeq lists its product as uncharacterized. The transcript has a single exon. NCBI's taxonomy places the organism in Eukaryota, Viridiplantae, Streptophyta, Magnoliopsida, Poales, Poaceae. The coding region runs from base 600 to 1049 and encodes 149 amino acids. The record is from RefSeq and is marked validated.